UUGGCCGGCGGCUGAGGAACAUGCUUCAGGAAGGAGCACAUGGAAAAUGGACAGUAUCUAGCAGUGAUGAAAGUACUGAAGAAAAUUCUGAUAAUGAGAAACCAUCUACAUCUUCGUUAUUGCAUGCUGCACGUGGCAGAACAAGUGGUCCGCAAUAUCCAUGCUCUGAGGCUAGGAAAGCUGCUCACAAGAGAAAGGCCUCUCCCCUGAAGUUUAGUGACACAAGUUUUCCUGCGGAAAUACGUCCAGCUGAGAAACAGAGACCCAGCCAAGAAGGCUUAGGUUGGUGUCUUUCUAGUAGUGAUGAAGAGCCUGAAGAUCAGGAAACACAAAUGCAGAAAGAAACAGUGAAAGAGGAGAAGAAUGAUGCACCCAAAGAGCAUUCUCUGAAUUUUCACAAAGAAAAUGAACUCUCAGAGAACCUGAAGGCGGAGGAGUAUUGUGAAGCCCAGGAUACCUGGGAUUUGUUGAAUGGAGGCAACCCUUUCAGAUUUUUCCUUACUAAAGUCAGAGGGAUCAAACAGAGUUAUAAUUCUGGAGCCCUACACAUAAAAGAUAUUUUGUCUCCUCUUUUUGGGACUCUCCUAUCUUCUGCUCAGUUUAAUUACUGUAUAGAUGUGGAAUGGCUUGUAAGACAGUAUUCACAGGAAUUCAGGAAGAAGCCAUUAUUGAUAGUUCACGGUGAAAAGAGAGAAUCCAAAGCUGAACUGCUUGCACAAGCACGCCCUUAUGAGAACAUUAGCUUUUGUCAGGCUAAGCUGGAUAUUGCGUUUGGAACUCACCAUACGAAAAUGAUGUUAUUGCUAUAUGAAGAAGGUCUUCGAGUUGUGAUACAUACAUCUAAUCUUAUUGCUGAAGAUUGGCACCAGAAAACUCAGGGAAUAUGGAUAAGUCCUUUAUAUCCAAGGCUACCUCAGGGAACAACUGGUUCUGCUGGUGAAUCUGAAACUAAUUUUAAAUCUGACCUGAUAAGCUAUUUGAUGGCUUACAAUUCUCCUACACUCAAGGAAUGGAUAGAUAAGAUUCAAGAGCAUGAUUUGUCAGAGACAAGAGUGUAUCUGCUUGGUUCUACUCCUGGACGAUAUCAAGGUAUUGAUAAAGAAAAGUGGGGUCAUCUUAGGCUCAGAAAGCUUUUGAAAGAGCAUGCCUCAUCAGUACCAGCACAGGAAUCUUGGCCUGUUGUCGGACAGUUCUCGAGCAUUGGCUCAAUGGGAGCGGACGAGUCCAAGUGGCUGUGCUCAGAGUUCCAGGAGAGCCUGGUGGCCACAGGCAGCGAUGUCACAACUCUCCGUAAAUAUGAUGUUCCGAUUCACUUGGUUUAUCCUACUGUGGACAAUGUGAGGCAAAGUCUGGAAGGCUAUCCUGCUGGUGGCUCACUUCCCUACAGUAUACAAACAGCGCAGAAACAGCUGUGGUUGCAUUCCUAUUUUCAUAAAUGGUCAGCAGAAGUUUCUGGUCGAAGUCAUGCCAUGCCUCACAUCAAGACAUACAUGAGACCCUCUCCUGACUUCCAGAAGAUUGCAUGGUUUUUAGUUACAAGUGCCAAUCUAUCUAAAGCAGCUUGGGGAGCUCUGGAGAAAAAUGGCACCCAGCUAAUGAUCCGUUCUUAUGAACUUGGAGUCCUUUUCUUGCCUUCAGCAUUUGGAUUGGACAAAGGUUACUUUCAUGUAAAAGGGAAACUGCUUUCGGAAAGUAAUGAUCCAGCAACAUCUUUUCCUGUACCUUAUGACCUGCCCCCAGAACAGUAUGGAAGCAAAGAUCGCCCAUGGAUUUGGAAUAUUCCUUACACUAAUGCCCCUGAUACACAUGGAAAUAUGUGGGUUCCAUCAUGAAAGUUUCCAGUGUUCUGUGAUAUUUCACCUAUUUACACUGAGCCUUCCACACAAGAUGUGAAACUGUUUAUUUCUGUUUUAAGCUAUAAUGGCUAAUUUUUGGUUGAAAGAAUUACUUAAAUAUUGAUAAUGAGGUUUUGGGAGGAUCUGUGACUUUAUUAUUAUAUAAUAGCUUAAAACACUGCAUUUUAAAAUACCUUUUGUAUAUUUUUCCUUACUGCAGUUCCUAGUAUGCUUUGCAAGGUUUAGAUGAGCACAGACUGUUCUCAUAGAUUCCCUCUGCGUUUCUAACUGUAACGGAUUUAAAAUUUGCUGUACUGUGAGACUGUUGUUUGGCCUCUACUAGUUCUAAUAAAAGGCUUUUUUAUUGUAAAUUUAAAGUACAAAUAAAGUCAAUCUUGUUGAUA
Molecule: messenger RNA, 2239 nt
Organism: Rhea pennata
Lineage: Eukaryota; Metazoa; Chordata; Aves; Rheiformes; Rheidae
Gene: TDP1
Product: tyrosyl-DNA phosphodiesterase 1
Exons: 16
Coding region: 21-1832 (603 amino acids)
Biological process (GO): DNA repair
Cellular component (GO): nucleus
Molecular function (GO): single-stranded DNA binding; 3'-tyrosyl-DNA phosphodiesterase activity; double-stranded DNA binding
Source: RefSeq, a predicted model, not a curated record